GGAAAGGGGGUUAACAAUUUCCAAGAACCCUUCUUUCUUCCUGAAUCCGAUACCCUUCUUCCCCAAUUCAACUUCCUCACCAAAACCCCCAAAUUCUGAAUCACCCAGAUUCUGAUUCAAAACCCCCCAAUUCUUCACAAACCCUAGAAUUGGGUAGAUAUCAAGAUCGAUGAUUUCCAAUCCGAGUCUUAUCUACUACGCCUGCAUUGCCCAGAAGGAAACAAUCCUCGGCGAGAUUGCGAAGGAGCCCGGAAUCGGAGCCUUAGCUCAGAAAUGCAUCGAGAAAACGCCACCGCACCAUUCUCUGUACACCCACACCGUCAGGAAACGGACUUACCUGUUCUCAAUCGCUGACCCUUUUGUGUUCUUCGGUGUUUUCGAUCAAGAUCUCGAUCAAUCGGAGGCGGUUGCGUUCUUGAAUCGGUUGCGUUGUGAUUUCGAAAGGGUUAAGGGAGAUAAUGGGGUAGAGGUUGGGUCACAUUGUUAUCAGGCGGAGUUUGAUUCGAUUGUGAGGGAGAUAAUGGCGGCUAAUUCGGAGGUGGAUAUGCCGCCGGCGAGUAGGAAUCUGAGUAUGGAUUCGAGUAGUGGGAAGGGGAAGAGAAUGGUACUGGCGCCGCUGCUGGGGAACCAUGGGUUGAAGAAGAAGAAGAGAUUGUCUGGGGAGGUGAAUGGGGAGGUGUGUAAAGAUGUGGCGAUGAGCGCAACGGAGAAGAAGGUGGAUGUGAUGUGUGAGGAUGGGAGGGAUUUUGUAAUGCCGGUGGCGCAGAAGAGCGGGGGUUUGGUUUCGAGUGAGAGGCAGAAGGCUAAGCAGGUGUGGAGGAAGCAUGUGUGGGUGGUGCUGAUGUUGGACUUGUUUGUGUGUGCUGUCUUGUUUGGGGUUUGGUUGUGGGUUUGCAGGGGGUUGAAGUGUAUCGACAGUUGAAUUGGGGGUGAGUGGUCAAUGCCAAGCAAGAAUGUGGGUCAGAUUUGGGAAGGGAUGCGAAAUUGAUGGUGCUAGGAGCUCUGUAAUGGUAACUCUCUGGCUCUCCCCUGUGUUGUAUCAAUGAAAUCUUACUUGAUUUACGGGUGUUAUACAGUUAGCUAAAAGCUUUUUUAAUGUAAUGCAUAUCAAAUUGUGUAUACAUAUAGAUGUUACCGAUGUGAUGAUGGCAUUGUAUUUUCCCUCUCCUUGUAAUGUUUUCAGUUGAUGUUGUAAUUGCUGCAAUGUUUCUCUGCAUUUGGCUCUAUCAAUAGAAACUGUUUGUUUGCUUU
Messenger RNA from Fragaria vesca subsp. vesca, 1251 nucleotides. Its product is annotated as probable VAMP-like protein At1g33475-like. The record is from RefSeq and is a predicted model, not a curated record. Bases 170 to 922 code for a protein of 250 amino acids. The transcript has a single exon. NCBI's taxonomy places the organism in Eukaryota, Viridiplantae, Streptophyta, Magnoliopsida, Rosales, Rosaceae. Gene Ontology annotation, cellular component: membrane.